Molecule: messenger RNA, 909 nt
Organism: Vicia faba (fava bean)
Lineage: Eukaryota; Viridiplantae; Streptophyta; Magnoliopsida; Fabales; Fabaceae
Source: the annotation of a GenBank genome assembly
AUGGCUGGAGCUGAAGCUACUAAAUAUGCUUCUGCUACAAACAACAUAACAAAAUCAAAGAAACCAAACAUGAGAAGAUUCAUUGGUGUAAGACAAAGGCCAUCAGGCAGAUGGGUAGCUGAGAUCAAAGACUCAUCUCAACAUGUAAGAUUAUGGCUUGGAACUUAUGACACACCAGAAGAGGCAGCUCGAGCUUACGACGAAGCCGCUCGAGCUUUACGUGGCGAAAAUGCUCGAACCAAUUUCGCCGCAGCAUCAGAAACCACCACACCAGUUAAUGAUGAUCAAGGACUAUUAUCAUCAGCACAAACAAAUGAAGGAAAAAACAACAGUUUAACUUUUGCUUCAUUGAAAGCAAAGUUGAGCAAGAAUCUUCAAAGUAUUAUGGCAAGAACCAGUGAUCAUCAUAACAACAGCAACAAGUUUUCAAAGAGUAGAGUGAGUGAUCAUUUCACCUUUGCUAGCAUAUUCAACCGGAAGAAUAAUUACCACCAAAUCUCUGCCGUUGAUAUGAAGAACAUUGAAAAAGUGGUGCAGCCUAGCAUUAUUGUUCCCUCUAUUGAAUCUUCAAGUGUUUCUGAUUCUAGUUCUGAGUGGUUUGGUUUUCAGAAUCAUGGAUUAGACUCCGAUGGAUCCGAGAAUAAUAACAAUAAUAACAAUAAUAGUAAUAAUGUCGGCGAUCAAGGUUUUUUGGAUCAACUCUUGGGUUGGAUUGAUGAUACUUCUGAUAUUUGUGAAGGUUCAAGUAGCAAGAGGUUUAAGGUAUCUUCUUCUGUUCUAGUGCCUCCAACUUUCUCUAGCUGUCCCUAUGAUUGUGGUUCACCUUAUAGUGGUUAUGCUUCUCCUUAUAAUAGUUGUGGCUCUCCUUGUAAUGGAUAUGCAUCUCCUUAUUAUGGUAACAAGAAUUAA